AUGGCGAAAGGACCCAUCUUUCUUGCUGCUCUUGCGGCUUUAUCCCCAUGGGUAUACGACAGAUAUCAAGCACUCUCAGCAAUGCUGGAGAAUAGACCUGGGAGAUUACAAAACUUCAACGGCUUUGGAAGCCAUGAAGUCAAGUUCCGCGAUGAAUUGCGCAAUUGCGAGGAUGUGCUCGUGGAAGAAAACAUGGGUAUCGCCUUUUUGAGCUGCAACCCCGAGCGGGAUCAAUGGAAUACUGUUAUGGGCACAUUGGUACAGCCCGUCGCCGGCAAAGAACCCCCACACAUCUGGAUCUACGAUUACUCAACCCCCUCCCAAUCCCUCAAACCCCUCACUCUAACCAACUACGCCAACGCAUCAGACUUCCAACCCCUAGGCAUAGAAUUUGAUGCCGCAACAUCAACCCUCUAUGUCAUCAACCACUCCCGCAACUCCGGCAACAUCAUCGAAGUCUUCCAGGUUUCAGUCCAAGACGCAGUAGCAACACAUGUACAGACGGUAAAGCACCCGCUUCUCUACACGCCUAAUUCCAUCCACUCCCUGGGUGACGGGAAGCUGCUAGUGACAAACGACCACUUCAUCAGCUCGCUGAUUUCCCCUCUGCUCUCGACCAUUGAGACAUUUGCGGGUGUACCUGGUGGAAGCGUUGUAUACACCGAUAUCCGCAAUAUGUCACGAACGAAAACUCUAGCUCGACUCCCCUUUGCUAACGGUAUCACGAUGCUUAACACGACAAGCGUAGCCGUCGCAUCAUCGUCCAAACCAGGUCUUUACUUUUACACGCUGGACGCUGAAACUCCUAGUCUGCAAUUCGCUACCUUUGUACGCGCGCCAUCGGGCGUGGAUAAUCUUGCCGUUGACUCAACGGGUAAGCUUACCAUGGCUGGUCAUCUGUUUGCCCCGGAGUUGGUCAAGGUAAGCAAGGCGAGGGCGAAUUGCGAUAUGUCGGGGUCAGAAGAGGCGAGGAAGGCUUGUGAGUGUAUGGCGCCUAGUUGGGCGGCGGAAUGGAGCGAGGAGGGUGGUUUUAAGACGUUGUAUAGGAAUAGUGGGGACGAGUUUUGCAGUAGUAGUACGUUUGCGAGGGAUGUGCGGAGGGGUGUGGGAUUUGUUACGGGGUUGUAUGAUAGGGGGCUCUUGGUUGUUAGGGAGUGA
This is a messenger RNA of Pyrenophora tritici-repentis Pt-1C-BFP, 1158 nucleotides long. RefSeq lists its product as uncharacterized. The record is from RefSeq and is a predicted model, not a curated record. NCBI's taxonomy places the organism in Eukaryota, Fungi, Ascomycota, Dothideomycetes, Pleosporales, Pleosporaceae.